This is a messenger RNA of Alosa sapidissima (American shad), 8885 nucleotides long. It is a transcript of the gene nbas, whose product is annotated as NBAS subunit of NRZ tethering complex. Gene Ontology annotation, molecular function: SNARE binding. NCBI's taxonomy places the organism in Eukaryota, Metazoa, Chordata, Actinopteri, Clupeiformes, Clupeidae. Gene Ontology annotation, cellular component: Dsl1/NZR complex; endoplasmic reticulum membrane. The record is from RefSeq and is a predicted model, not a curated record. Gene Ontology annotation, biological process: retrograde vesicle-mediated transport, Golgi to endoplasmic reticulum.
UUCAAAUUCGACAAUGUUUAUGGAAUCAUGCUUCCUAAAAAACGCGGAUUGAUCCCACAUAUUUUGAGCCUUACUGGCCACCGUUAUUUGACGUAUGGAUGCUUGCGUUAGUCGAAAACAUGGCUGUCGGCAAUAUUUUGGAAGAUGAAGAGGAGAAUAUUUUGUAUGAUUUACUUAUAAAUACCGAGUGGCCGCCCGAGACAGACACACAGUUGAGGGGAUAUAAGGAGCAUGACUCGUCCUUGAUCGCCAAAGCAGUGACAGGUCCCUUCAGGUUCAUCCUUCACUACUUAUGGUACAGCCCCUCUAGUUCUUCACUGCCCCCAGGACUUGUGCGUCUGGCCACCAAACAGAUCAACUGGCAGCUGGUGUUGGCAAGUAAUGGGAAGCUGUUGGCGGUGGUUCAAGACCAGUGUGUGGAAAUCCGGUCUGCUAGGGAUGAUUUUGCCUCAGUCAUUGGGAAAUGCCAAGGACCCCCCAACCCUCAGUGGCGGCGGGUGGCGUGGAGCCACGACUGCGCCCUCCUGGCGUACGCCGACAGCACUGGCACCGUCCACGUCUUCGACCUGCAUUGGCAGCGAACUCUUCGUCAAUCCCACCGGGCGGUGAGUUUCCCGGGGGACUUCAGUUACGCUGCGGCCGGUCUUGUGUUUCUGGAGUACACAGCCAGUGCCCAGUGGUCUGCAGAGCUGCUGGUCAUAACCUACAGCGGUCAGCUCAAGAGCUACCUGGUCAGAUACGACCCCCGGCCUUCAAGUGUUGGCACCAAUCAGGCCUUCCAAGAAAGCCACACCUUCAGUUUCUCUGCCCACUACACCAAUGGCAUCACCACGGCCAUCUACCACCCAGGCCACAGGCUCCUGUUGGUGGGCGGCUGUGAGUCGAGCGACGACGGCAUCUCCCGGGCCACCCGCUGUGGCCUGAGCGCCUGGAGACUGUUGUCAGGGCAACCGCACUACAAACAGGUCACCAGCUACGAAGACGACGUGGGAUCGGCUCAAAGGAGAGGUUUCUUCAGAAUUCCCAGCUUUAGGCUUUUCUCUCGACAAAGCAAUGAGAUGGAUGGAGUGUUCAGGAUGAGUCUGUCUCCAGACGGGGCUCUGCUGGCCGUGGUGCACUUCUCAGGCAGACUCAGUCUCUGGGACGUCCCCUCUUUCAAACACAGAGCCAGCUGGGAACAAAACCAACAGCCAGGAUUUGAUGAAAUCAACCCAGAGUGGAAGACCUCUCUGGAAAAGAGGAAAAAGAUAAAAGAUAAGGAGCAGUACAGUUCUCUGAUGGACGUGAGCUGGUGGAGCGCCGCCGCCCUCAUUCUGGCCCGGUGUUCCGGUUCCCUCACCGUCUCCUCCUGUAGAACCCUCCGGAACCUACUGGGGAAGUCCUGCGAGUGGUUUGAGCCAUCGCCCAGGGUUACGUCUGCUCAUGACGGAGGAUUCCUCAGUCUGGAGUGUGAGGUGAAGUUGGCGCCCAAACGUGCCCGUGUGGAGGCCAGCAGCCCCGGGAUCGAGGAGGACUAUGUCGGCGGCGAGGACGACUCGGACUCGGACGAGGAGUGUUCUGCGCGGGCACGCUACUUCGGCUACGUCAAGCAGGGCCUCUACUACGUGACGGAGAUGGAGCGCUUCGCGCCGCCACGGAAACGCCCGCGCGCCGUCCUCAAGAACUACCGGCUGCUCAGCCUCCGCUCCACCACCCCCGAGGAACUCUACCAGAGGAAGAUUGAUAAUGAGGAGUAUGGUGAGGCCCUGUCCCUGGCUCAUGCCUACAGUCUGGACUCUGAUCUGGUCUACCAGAGGCAGUGGAGGAAGUCCACCGUCAGCAUCGCCUCCAUCCAGGACUAUUUGAGUAAGAUAAAGAAGCGAUCGUGGGUGCUGCAUGAGUGUGUGGAGCGGGUGCCGGAGAAUGUGGACGCUGCCAAGGAGCUGCUGCAGUACGGACUUAAGGGCACUGACCUCGAGGCCCUCAUCGCCAUCGGCAACGGAGAAGACGGUGGCAGGUUCAUCCUUCCAGGUGACGUUGAUGUAGAUGACACUCCGUAUGAAGACUUUCUUUCUGCUGAGGAGGAGAUGGACAGAAGAAAGGAGAAAGAGCAGAAGAAGAGACAAGAGCUGCUCAAGAAAGUGGAUUUCAGCAGGUUGACUCUGGAACAGAAGGAACUAUGCCGAAGUCGUCUGAAGCUUCUCUGCUACCUGGACAGGCUGGCCACCUAUGAGGAUAUAUUGGGUGGCCCUCACACCGCGGAGGAGAGAUAUGAUGCUGAAUUCUUUAAGACUUUCCGCAGUCAGAAUAUUGUCCAGUCAGCAAGAAACUAUGCCAGGGAGAGCAACGUCGAGGCCCUGCGCAUCCUCUUCACCUACCACGGCUCAGAGCUGCUGCAGCAUCGCCUGGCCAUCCUCCGCAAUUUCCCAGAAACCACCUCUCCACAUGAGUACACCAUCCUGCUCCCCGAGGCCUGUGUUGAUGAGGAGGGCACUCUGGUGUGCAUUGCAUGGGAUGAGCGGAAACACAGGGACACAGACUGGUGUGAGGAGAGUGACUGCAGAUCGGUGGUGGAGACCAACCUUCCUGAUGAGGAUGACUUCCUGUAUGAGGAGGCAGACCUUGAGAGGUUCCGCACAGCGAUUCCACCAAUCACACUCCUCACUGACUGGUACCUCACUCGGGCUCAAGAUAUUGAAAAUAACUCCAGACAGGUGGACUGUGCACUGUUUUUGGUGCGUUUGGGGAAGGAGCGGGAGAUCCCGGGGCUGGAGCGCCUGUGUGAUGACCUGGUUACCCUGGAGACACUGGUGUACGAGACAUCAUGUGACCUGAGCCUCAGCCUACGGGAGCUGCUCAAGCUGCGGGACAUUGACAAGCUCCGCCUCCUCAUGAAAAAUUCCUCGGAGCAGCAGUAUGUGAGGAACUGUUUCCAGUGGAUGGUUCCCUUCCUGCAGCGGCUCAGAGGGUCCAGCCGCCGCGCCCUCUUGGGGGAGUAUCUGGUGUCGCUCGCCACGGAGGACCUCACACACGGCCCCCUCAAGAUCUUCCAGCAGUCCAAACCUGAUUGUAACCAGAAGAUCAUCUCGGACCCUGACCAGCUGAUGCAAGUGGCGCUGGACUGCAUCUACAGCUGUGAGAGAGAUGACCAGUUGCCUCUGUGCUACGACAUCCUGGAGUGCCUUCCUCAAAGAGGAUACGGGCCAGAGACCAGUGUUACGAAAAACCUACACGACCGAGUGGACCUGCUGGAGAAACACCUCAGUGUGGCAGAGGUGCUGGAGAAGCAUGGUCUGAGGAAGCCUAUCUCCUUCGUACGGAAAAGCCAGAGCAGCGCGGAGGAGGCCCAUGAACUCAUGGUCAAACUCACCAGACACGUGGGCCGGAGGGCCACACCAGUGAGUGAGAAUGAGUGGAAGAACCUGCUUCAGGACCUCUUGGAGAUGCAGCAGAACGUUUACACAUGUUUGAAGCCGGAGAGCUGUCAAGAGGUCUUCACGGAGAGCUUGUUAUGUUCGGGCCGUCAGGAGACGGUCUCUCUGGCGGGCCAGAUGAUGCACUGCAGCGCGCUGGCCGAGGACACGCCGGUCAGCGUGUCGCUGCGGUUACGGGCGGCAGGCCGCGUGGCGUACGGACGGAGCGUGGAGCUGGUGCUCGCCGCCGCCCGCGAGUACUUCAACUCCUCCGCCACGCUCCGCGACCCAUGCAUGAACUUGGCACGGUCGUGUCUCUUGUUGAUCACUGACUGCCCAUCUGUGGUGGCUGAAGAGCUAGACCUCAUCAGUGCUCUUUCUCGAUUGGAGGACUUCAACGUCAAAGUCCUCCCCCUGCAAGUCCGUCUGCGUGAGGAUCGUCUGUCCCUGAUAAGGGAGUGUGUGUCCCAGUGCCCCUCAGCCCAUCGCCAAGCCACCACUCUGCUGGAGCUGGCUAGACUGCUGCGGGUGGCAGGUGAUGACGAGGCGACCCGUAAGGGCCAGGUCCUCACACUAUUGGCUGAUCAGGCUCUCCAGUGUCAGGACUUCAAAGCCUCCUACAGCCACUGUCAGGAACUCAUGACCACAGGCUACAGCGGUGGCUGGGACGUGUGUGCGCGUCUGGGGGAGUGUGAGGGGUACACUGACCUGCCGGCGCGUCAGAAGCUGAUGGCCUUCUCUCUGACCCACUGCCCCGUGGCCAGCAUCCAGGACCUCCUAGCCACCUCCAGCACCCUGGAGACACAGGUGCUGUAUCAGGCUGUGAACUACCAGAAAGACCCGACCCAGUCCGAGGAAAGUUCUGAUGGGACACCAGAGGAAGAGGACUCCGAACAGUCUGCAGACCUGCUCCACAGAACCACGGCCCGGACCAUGCAGGUUCUGACCCAGACUGGGGAGACCACCAGAGCCGUGCUGUCAGCGGUCACCGACAAGCAGUGGUGGAGGGACUCGCUCAACUACCUACGGCCCCUGCAGGGUCAUGGGAUGUCGACAGGAGACGCAUCAGCCAAUCACAAUGCAGAUCUGGAGAGGCAGGCCUGCCACCCCUUCUAUGAGUCUCUCUUCGAGAACCCUUAUGUCCAUCCGAGUGAAGAUGUGUACAGCAGCUAUGACUACACUCCCUGUGAGGACUUUGCGGAGGUGCUUCUGAGGACUGGGAAACUGGCUGAGACCCGCAGCGAAGGACAAAACCUCUUCCCUGCCACAGAGGUUCUCCUCCAGCUGGCGUCUGAUGCUUUUCCUCGGGACAUGACACUCGCCCUGGCCUACUUAUUGGCUCUGCCUCAGGUGCUGGAUGCUAACAGCUGUUUUGAGAAGCAGCCUGCGAGCGCCCUGUCUCUGCAGCUGGCGUCCUACUACUACUCCCUGCAGAUCUACUCACGUCUGGCCAGCUGCUUCACCAACGCCAAGCACCCCCUCUACAGGGUGAGGAACACCUCUCUAAACUGGCAUGGUGAUGACGAGGCGACCCGUAAGGGCCAGGUCCUCACACUAUUGGCUGAUCAGGCUCUCCAGUGUCAGGACUUCAAAGCCUCCUACAGCCACUGUCAGGAACUCAUGACCACAGGCUACAGCGGUGGCUGGGACGUGUGUGCGCGUCUGGGGGAGUGUGAGGGGUACACUGACCUGCCGGCGCGUCAGAAGCUGAUGGCCUUCUCUCUGACCCACUGCCCCGUGGCCAGCAUCCAGGACCUCCUAGCCGCCUCCAGCACCCUGGAGACACAGGUGCUGUAUCAGGCUGUGAACUACCAGAAAGACCCGACCCAGUCCGAGGAAAGUUCUGAUGGGACACCAGAGGAAGAGGACUCCGAACAGUCUGCAGACCUGCUUCACAGAACCACGGCCCGGACCAUGCAGGUUCUUACCCAGACUGGGGAGACCACCAGAGCCGUGCUGUCAGUGGUCACCGACAAGCAGUGGUGGAGGGACUCGCUCAACUACCUACGGCCCCUGCAGGGUCAUGGGAUGUCGACAGGAGACGCAUCAGCCAAUCACAAUGCAGAUCUGGAGAGGCAGGCCUGCCACCCCUUCUAUGAGUCUCUCUUCGAGAACCCUUAUGUCCAUCCGAGUGAAGAUGUGUACAGCAGCUAUGACUACACUCCCUGUGAGGACUUUGCGGAGGUGCUUCUGAGGACUGGGAAACUGGCUGAGACCCGCAGCGAAGGACAAAACCUCUUCCCUGCCACAGAGGUUCUCCUCCAGCUGGCGUCUGAUGCUUUUCCUCGGGACAUGACACUCGCCCUGGCCUACUUAUUGGCUCUGCCUCAGGUGCUGGAUGCUAACAGCUGUUUUGAGAAGCAGCCUGCGAGCGCCCUGUCUCUGCAGCUGGCGUCCUACUACUACUCCCUGCAGAUCUACUCACGUCUGGCCAGCUGCUUCACCAACGCCAAGCACCCCCUCUACAGGGUGGACCCCAAGGAGCUGAUCCGUCUGGUGACACGUCACGUUGGCGAGAAGCAGGGCGACAAUGCCGAUUGGCCAGCGGAGGUGGACGCUUUGAUUGGCCAGCUGCGGGCGUACUCGGAGCGUCUGGCGGACUUCACGCAGGCCCAGGUGCUACAGGGCCUCGGCCGCGGAGUGGACACCCAGCGCUUCAGCUCGGACGCCCAGUACAAGAAGGAGACCAUCCUGGGCCUCGCCGAAACACUGGAUGAGAGUGUGUACCACAUCUCCAUCUCAUUGGCGCAGCGUUACAGUGUUCCUCUGUGGGAGGUAUACAUGACACACCUAGAGUUCCUGUUUACUGACAGUGGGACCCUCUUCAUUCCCGCCCUGGCAGGCUUGGACUACCGCAAGCUAACGGACGAGUCCUCGGACCCGCUGUGUGCCUUGGGGCCCGUGCUGACCAGCCAGAACGUUCUGUCCAUCUCCAAGCUGCUGGGACGCCUCCCGCUGAGGUCCGCCGCCCCGUCAUCGUCCACCCUGGCGUCCGGCGGGGGGGGCGGUGGCGGCGGGGGCCUCGGUCCGAGCGCGGUGCACGGCGCCUGGCUGCGGAAGCUCUUCUGGCACGGUGACGUCCAGCUGCUCAGGAAGCCGCCGCAGACGGACGGCGAGUUCCUGCACGCCUACGACACGUGCGCCAAGUACCUGGACCGGCUGGUGCCCGCCGACGCCGUCGCCUUCCUGGACUUCAUCACCUUCUCUGCCCAGGCAGCCAAUCAGCUCUCUGUGGAGACCCGCUGUGAGAUUAGCAGGCGCGCCCUCAAGUCCCUGCAGACUGCCGCUGAGAAGAACAGGAAGAAGGGCGGAGACGAGGAGAGGGCCCCCGCCUCCUUUGAGCCCGCCCUCUCCCACCUCAGCCAAUCAGUGGCACACCUGGAGACGCUCACCCUGGACUUCCCCCUGUCACUCAAAAACAGCGAUGAGGAGCUUGUGCGGAGCUACAGCCGCCUGUACGACCUCUCGCGCUCUGAAGGUCCGAAGGUCCACCAGCUGGCCGUCACCAUGGCGAUGGACGGCCAGCCUCUAGGGCGCAUCGAGCAGCUGCUCCAGGUCGCCGUGGGAACCUCUGAGCUGUCCGUCAAGGGUGUGAUGAGAGAUGCCGUGGAGCGGAUCAUAUUGGCAUUCAGUGGAGAUGAAGAGGUACUUAAAGACUACCCAGACCCACUGAAGGUUCUAGAAGGUAUUGUCGCCGCUGUGCACGUCCAUGUUGAGAAUGGUGGAGGCUUGGUGAGUUCGGACGAUGUGUUGGCAUGGUUACGGCCAUUCUGUGGGGAUGACAGCCGCCCAGUGCGUCCACGGAUCGAGGUUCUGAAGGUUCUGGAACAUUCCUUCAGUCUGAGCGAAGAGGACAUCAGGUUGCUGGUGUUCUUCAGGAGCCAAGCUGUGCUCAAGGCCGGCUGGCCAGACAGAGAGCUGGAGAUAAAGGAUAUAGUGGAUGAACAGACACGUCUCUCUCUCUUCCUGGAUCUUCUCUCCUCCAGUAGCCAGUGGGCGGAGUUCCAGCACCUCAUGCUCCUCCUCCAGGCGUGGCCUCCCGUAACCGGGGACAACAUGACGGACCCUGAGCGUAAUCCUUGGGUCAGUCUGACCUCUAGUCUCCUCACCCACUCUUCACCUGGGUCAAAGGUCAUCAACCUCGGAGACGAGGUGUUGGCCAUGUGCCGCAGCCUCUACCCCACCAAACACACCCUCCCCCCUCAGUGUGUAAGCCGUGUCUCCACACUGCUCCUGGAUCAGGCCUUGUUGCUGCCCGCCCUGAAGCUGAUGGCAGAGAGUGGAGACGAGCAGCUGCUCUCACUGGUUCUGGAUCAGCUCAAAGCCGUCUCUCAGGUGGACGACUCUAAAUGUGACUCUGAGCUGCUGUCUCUGUUGUUGACUGCUGGCUUGCUGAUUGGCUGUGUGGAGACGGCCUACUACCCUCGCCUGGUGUCCCACCUGCUGACCAACCACCAGGAGGGGGGCUGGGACGUGGAGGCGUCCGCCCGAGAGCUCUCCCAGGCCGGCCACAGCGCUCAGGCCGGCUCCCUGCUUCUGGCCUACCGUGGGACUCACCCAGGACAGCUCACCUUCAGCUCUGCACUCUCCGUCAUCCGCCAGUGGCUUUGAGAGAAGGAAGAGGGUGUGUUGUGUGUGUGGGUGGGUGUGUGUCUUACACUCAACACAAAGCCUGCAUGGAAGCUUGGCCUUUUGGAAAGCACUCUAACACACUAACCCAGUUUAGAUGAAGAUGUCUCUGCAGAGCAAAUACAUAGCGGCAGUUUUGUGGAGAAAGGAGGGGAGGGGGGUGGAACUGUGUGUGUGUGUGUGUGUGUGUGUGUGUGUUUGUUUGUUUGUUGUGUGUGUGUGUGUGUGUUUGUUUUGUGUGUGUUUGUGUGUGUUUGUGUGUUUGUGUUUGUGUGUGUGUGUGUGUGUGUGUGUGGAGAGAAAGGAGGGGAGGGGGGUGGAACUGUGGAAGCUUCAUACACACACAUAUGCAGUUUGACUAAGCUGGCUAGGUGUGUGUAAACCUGCAUUCCUGUGUGUGUUUGUGUGUGUGUGUGUAAAAUUGAGAUACAGCCAUAGUGAGAAAGAAAGGGAAAUACUGACUGAAAGAAAUAUUAAACCUCAAGUGUCAAGACCACAAACCACUUCAAUCUAUCAUUCAUUUAAUACAUAAAUAAUCAUGUCCUUAGUAUGUUUUUAUUUCUAUUGUUUGUUGUCUUUCUUGUAUACUUGUGAGACAAACAGGAUCUAGUUCAAAUGAACAAAAGUCUCUGGCAUGUUUGACAUGAUUGUGGGUUUAACUAAAGAUAACUCUUUUUGUCAUUAAUCAAGAUAGGAGGUUUGGCCAUAUUUGUUUACUUUACUUUAUUGUUGACAUUGUUGACUUUAUCAUAUGUUUGAGUAUCUGCCUCAGUAUUCAGCCUUUCUGUGGGAUUAGUAGUUCCUAUGUAGACGGUUUGUCUUGGUUUGAAUAAAGUUUGGAAUAAAGUUGGUGGAAUAACCCAA